Molecule: messenger RNA, 2089 nt
Organism: Tupaia belangeri chinensis (Chinese tree shrew)
Lineage: Eukaryota; Metazoa; Chordata; Mammalia; Scandentia; Tupaiidae
Gene: PAH
Product: phenylalanine hydroxylase
Exons: 13
Coding region: 99-1460 (453 amino acids)
Biological process (GO): L-tyrosine biosynthetic process; L-phenylalanine catabolic process
Molecular function (GO): iron ion binding; phenylalanine 4-monooxygenase activity
Source: RefSeq, a predicted model, not a curated record
CUCCCUAAUGCUGGUUAAAACCCUCAGCCCCACACGCUGUUUGCAAAUUAACCUGUGACUGCUGACGCCCUAGAGGUAGGGACCUGACUGGGAGCAGCAUGUCAGCCGCCGUGGUCCUAGAGAACCGUGGCUUGGGCAGGAAACUUUCCGACUUCGGACAGGAAACAAGCUAUAUUGAAGAUAACUCCAAUCAAGACGGUGCCAUAUCACUGAUCUUCUCACUUAAAGAAGAAGUUGGCGCACUGGCCAAAGUCCUGCGCUUAUUUGAAGAGAAUGAUAUAAACCUGACCCAUAUUGAAUCCAGACCUUCUCGUUUAAAGAAAGAUGAGUAUGAAUUUUUCACCUAUCUGGAUAAACGUAGCAUGCCUGUGCUGACAAAUAUCAUCAAGAUCUUGAGACAGGACAUCGGUGCCACGGUUCAUGAACUUUCCCGAGAUAAGAUAAAAGACACAGUGCCCUGGUUCCCGAGGACCAUUCAAGAGCUUGACAGAUUUGCCAACCAGAUUCUCAGCUACGGAGCAGAGCUGGACGCAGACCACCCCGGUUUUAAAGAUCCUGUGUACCGAGCAAGACGGAAGCAGUUUGCUGACAUCGCCUACAGUUACCGCCAUGGACAGCCCAUUCCUCGAGUGGAAUACACAGAGGAAGAAAAGAAAACAUGGGGGACAGUGUUCAGGACCCUGAAGUCCCUGUAUAAAACACACGCUUGCUACGAGCACAAUCACAUUUUCCCACUUCUGGAAAAGUACUGCGGCUUCCGUGAAGAUAAUAUUCCCCAGCUGGAAGAUGUUUCUCAAUUCCUACAAACUUGUACUGGUUUCCGCCUCCGGCCUGUGGCUGGCCUGCUUUCUUCUCGGGAUUUCUUGGGAGGCUUGGCCUUCCGAGUCUUUCAUUGCACACAGUACAUCAGGCAUGGAUCCAAGCCCAUGUACACGCCCGAACCGGACAUCUGCCAUGAGCUUCUGGGACAUGUCCCUUUGUUUUCAGAUCGCAGCUUUGCCCAGUUUUCCCAGGAAAUUGGCCUUGCCUCUCUGGGUGCACCCGAUGAGUACAUUGAGAAACUCGCCACAAUUUACUGGUUUACCGUGGAGUUUGGGCUCUGCAAACAAGGAGACUCCAUAAAGGCAUAUGGUGCUGGGCUCUUGUCAUCCUUUGGUGAAUUACAGUAUUGCUUAUCGGAUAAGCCAAAGCUCCUCCCACUGGAGCUGGAGAAGACAGCUGUCCAGGAAUACACCAUCACAGAGUUCCAGCCCUUGUAUUAUGUGGCAGAAAGCUUUAAUGAUGCCAAGGAGAAAGUGAGAAACUUUGCUGCCACAAUCCCUCGACCCUUCUCAGUUCGAUAUGACCCCUACACCCAAAGGAUUGAAGUCUUGGAUAACACCCAGCAACUCAAGAUUUUGGCUGACUCCAUCAACAGUGAAGUUGGAAUCCUUUGCAAUGCUCUCCAGAAAAUAAAGUAACACCAUGGACUUAACCUGGACUGUCAACAGAGUAUCUUUUGAUGGCCAUUCAACUACUUCUAUUUCAUCUGAAAAAAGUCUGAGAAGCAAACUUUAAUUUGAAAUGACAGCCUUAACUCCUUUUUGGAACAAAAUGGAAAAUCAACAAAUAAAUCAAAAUAAACUGAAAUGACAGAGUAGUAAUAUAUACCCUUAAAGCAUAAUGGUGGAUCUUUUGGGAUCAUCUUUGAUUCAGAGAUGAUAAUCCCAUCAUCUCAACUCAGCUAAAUCAAUGAUUUGUUACUGAGGAAUUUCAACUUCCUGAAUGUUAAUUAGGAUCUGAGGCCUGCUUCAUUCCAGUUUCAUAUAUGCUUUUGUUAUUUGCCAUAGAGGAAUAUAUAAGGCUAAAUGUAAACACAAGAUGGUAAUUACAAUUGAAUGAUUGGACUUACUAUAAAUUUUAACCUAUAAAAUGUAUUUCCUAUUUGAGUUAACUAUGAUUUUCUUCUUUGUUAAUUUACCCAUAUAGAUUACCUUUAAUCAGGGGCCCAUUAACAUAUAAUAUUUAUAAAAGUAUUAAAGUUCUAUGGCAUAAUAUAAAACAUUUGUGUAUGUUUUAUUAUCACAAUAAAUACUGCUAUGUAAGGUAA